Molecule: messenger RNA, 1678 nt
Organism: Exaiptasia diaphana
Lineage: Eukaryota; Metazoa; Cnidaria; Anthozoa; Actiniaria; Aiptasiidae
Product: neuropeptide FF receptor 1
Exons: 2
Coding region: 130-1161 (343 amino acids)
Biological process (GO): G protein-coupled receptor signaling pathway
Cellular component (GO): membrane
Molecular function (GO): G protein-coupled receptor activity
Source: RefSeq, a predicted model, not a curated record
GUUUACAAUCACAGGAUGCAAAACGAAAAUUAACAUCAAAUUCACACAUUAAGAUAAAGAUACUCGUAAAAUAAACUGUUCAACCGAUGCUAUGGUAUUUCUCAUCGAAGAAGUGGUUUAAAGGAAAGAAUGAUGACUCCAGCUGAAGAYAUCUUCAUCCGMGUUGCAUUUUCKUUCGUGACAAUAGUUGGUGUGACAGGAAACAUCUUGGUUUGUCUCGUCGUCCUUCUCAACAAACCCAUGCGAACACCCAUGAACUACCUCCUAGUUAACCUUGCCAUCUCAGACAUGAUGUUACUUGUGUUCUUCACGCCAUUGUUCAUCUUCAGAGGAACUUUCACGCACCCAACUGGUGUAUCAGGAGAUGUUCUGUGCACUUUUGUCACAGGGGGAACGCUGGCUUGGUCAGGUGGGUACACGUCUGCUUUCUUCCUGGUUGCUAUCGCUGUAGAGAGGUUCUUUGCUAUUGCAAAACCAAGUGAUAUCAGACGAAGAAUCACAAUGCAGAAACUAAAAUUCGUGGUUUCUCUUUGYUGGUUUUUGGCACUGGGUUGGAAUGCAGUAGGUUUCGCAGUUCAAAGAUACAAUAAUGAUGCUGGUUUUUGCAUGGAAAAGUGGCCAUACCAAYAUUCYCCCAAAGUCUACAGCGCWUUGUGUCUGCUUGUCGUCGGACUGAUUCCUGUGGGUACCAUGUUURUCUUGUAUUCAAGAGUUGUCUACAGUUUGUGGCUUAAACCAAAAAGAAACCCUUCCUUCACCGGCUUUWCUCAACUUGCUGUGAUGAAAAACCGCCARAAAGUCACMAAGAUAGUGCUWAUCGUUAGUACUGUGUACACAUUGUGUUGGAUCCCUGAACUCUGCAUUUACACCACGAGUGCCUACAGCCCCGCCCUUGUGGAGGGCAACAUUGCGUACCCCGUGUCUGUUGCCAUGGUGAGUGUCAACUCAGCCGUUAACCCCGUGAUUUAUUGUUUUCAYAGUAGUCGGUUUCGUCGUCAUUUGAAAGCGUUAAUUUGUCGUGGACGGUUGAGAUCGAUAUCUCUUGGUGAUGCAGUAGUUAAUGAAAGAGAGCGUGAAGACAAAUUACAUGUGAAUUUACAAUUAGCUGUUAUUGAAGGAUCURGCACGAUGCUGCAUUCAAUGGAAUUGCACUCAGGUUAACCAUUGAGAGAGACAUUUGUGUCAGUUUUUAAUGAUUGGCAUUUAGUGCUACCUACAGAAUUACACUAAACGCAAUUUAUUUUAUGUGGUCAUUUUUCACAUCACAUAAAUGCUAAAUAGCGCGCGGGACGGCAAUGACUUUUUUCUAGGAAUUUGAUUAAUGUUGAGUUGAAUUCCAAAAUUAUGUAGAURGCUAGAAUAAUGAAGUACAUAGYAACAUCCCCUUUUCCUCUCCCACUCCUCCUGCAUCUCCUUUUCCCUCUUUCUCUAUACCCCCUUACCCCUGUUCACAAAUGUAAAAUACGCACAUCGAAAGGUACGUACUGUAUACAGAGAUAUUAGAUUAUGUAUAACAAAAAGAUUUUAUUUAUCAAAUUGAACUUKAGUUACCUGCUCAUUAAUAUAUAUUAUCAUUAAUUACACAAUAGCCGGUUAGAAAUGAAAAUAUGAUGACUGCAGUGGUAUAAUUAGUCAAAAACGCGACACAGUUCCUGGRAAUAAAACUUUUUUGAACGUU